CAUGUCAGGGGUAGCUGCUGUAGCGGGACAGCAGGUUCACCCAUCAGUCCCAGCAGUGAAUGGAGAUGGGUAAACAAUAACGGCUCGGUAUUUCAUAGGUUCUUCACGGUUCUACAUCGUGGGAGUUUGCAUUAAUUUAAACGCAGUUCGCUUUCGCCUAAUUGAAAAGAGAGCGACUCUUUCAUCAAUUAGACAAUACCGACUAUUUGUUGCCGUCCGUCAUGGCGAUUGCCCACGUAGCUACCGAGUACGUUUUUUCUGACUUUUUGUUAAAGGACCCCACGGAGGCGAAGUACAAAGGGGUGCGUCUGGAGCUGGCGGUGGACAAGAUAGUCACGUUUCUAGCGGUGGGGCUGCCUUUGUUUCUCAUCUCGCUCGCUUUUGCUCAGGAGGUGUCAGUUGGUACCCAGAUCAGCUGCUUUGCUCCCACAAACUUCACCUGGAAACAGGCUGCAUAUGUGGACUCAUUUUGUUGGGCAGCAGUACAGCAACAAACCGACAGCUCACCACUAUGGCUGCACAAGUUCUUCCCAUACAUUCUGCUCUCACUGGCCAUCCUCUUGUAUAUCCCUGCCCUGCUCUGGCGUUUCACUGCAGCGCCGCACCUCUCCUCUGACCUCAACUUCAUCAUGGAGGAGCUGGACCGCUUUUAUAAUCGGGCCAUCAGACUGGCCAAGAAUCUGGCAUCCUUAGACAGCAAAGAUGCACCCGAGGACAACCAGAGUGCUUUGGACCUGACCGAGGGUUGCUUCAAAUACCCUUUAGUAGAGCAGUAUCUGAAGACCAAACGCUUCUCUCGAGGUCUCGUGGUCAAGUACCUUGUAUGUCGGGGCCUGACUCUGCUGAUCCUCCUGCUGGCCUGCCUCUACCUUGGCUACUACAUCCGACUGGCCUCUCUCACUGAUGAGUUCUCCUGUGACCUGCGUACAGGAGAGCUGAAGAAUAACAGCAUGGUGCCGUCGGCUGUCCAGUGUAAGCUCGUGGCAGUGGGAGUCUUCAGGCUGCUCAGCUACAUCAACUUGGGGGUUUAUGUGCUUCUUGUUCCACUGGUGGUGUACGCUGCUCUUGGACCGGCUCGCCAGAACUCCAGCUUCCUCCGGCCCUAUGAGAUGCUGCCGGGCUUUGGCACUCUGGGUAUGGUCACGCCCUUCUACAACGACCUCAGCAUCUAUCUGUUAUUCCUCCAAGAGAACCUUAGUGCACUCAAAUCAUUUAAAUGUCUGCAGGUGCUUGAGUUGUUGCAAGAAGUUGGUGAUGAGGGGUUUGACACCAUGUGCCUACUGCAAACACUGGGUCAGGUGAAGACUGAUGUGUUAGAUAGUAAGAAAUCAUGCUCACGCAAGAACAACAAGGAAACUAAUAAAGCUGAAGAAUGAUUCCUCUGAGAUUUCUCUGCCCUCUUGCUGAAUGAUGAAUCCACUGAGAUGAGGCCCUGCUGCAAUGGAAAAGAAGAAGUGGACCACAAGGGAAACCUGUGCACUUAGUUUUAUCUGAAUCUCUGGUGCAGUAUUACAUACCAAAAACACAAGAGGCCUCAGUCUCACAGUCUGUAGUUUGUCUAACAGACAUGUCACCUUUCACUUUUAAUAAAUUUGAAUACUUCAAGUACAAGGAUCUCCAGUCUGAGGCGAUCUGCUUCAGUCUCCCAGACCUUGUUUUGAUUUUUUUUUUCUUUAAUAAUUUUGUUGUUUCAAAAUGAAAUUUUUCCUAUGUUUAUAUGUUUUUCUAUAGUACACAAUCUUUUUCUCAGGAUCUUAAAUGCCUUCCAGUCAUUUUUUUAUGAUAUAAGCCAUGUUCCUUGGACUGAAAUUUGUACAUUAAUUUUCUAAGUGCAAGAAUUUACUUCCUGCCCUUUACAUCAGAAAGUUUCUGAACACAGUGUUUAGGUUUACAUAUAGUCGAGGUGGGGAAAUAAGACAAUGUAGUGACUGAGGAAAGUUUGACCUUCCAAGGCAUAAACUAAACAUGAAUUGUUAGGUAUUAUGAUAACCACUGGACUGUAAAGCAUGUGAUUAUUUGUGUGUCAAUGUACUGUUAACAACACAUAGUAAACUGUAUGCUUAUGCUGAAUGUAAAACAAGACCCUGGGUUGUCCAGAAUGUUAGACUGAUGGCAACUCUGCAUUUUACAUGAAAGAUGAAUGGUCUAAAAUGUGAAAAUCAAUUAUUAUAAAGACUUAAAGCUUGUCAGAUUUUCAUGGGCCUUAUGCAAAUAAAGAAUGUUAUUCUCAGCUAUA
Messenger RNA from Scatophagus argus, 2236 nucleotides. RefSeq names its product pannexin-1-like. Gene Ontology annotation, biological process: positive regulation of interleukin-1 production; monoatomic cation transport. Bases 222 to 1376 code for a protein of 384 amino acids. The record is from RefSeq and is a predicted model, not a curated record. NCBI's taxonomy places the organism in Eukaryota, Metazoa, Chordata, Actinopteri, Scatophagidae. The transcript is spliced from 6 exons. Gene Ontology annotation, molecular function: channel activity.